Molecule: messenger RNA, 3473 nt
Organism: Acanthoscelides obtectus
Lineage: Eukaryota; Metazoa; Arthropoda; Insecta; Coleoptera; Chrysomelidae
Source: the annotation of a GenBank genome assembly
UAUUAUAGGUCCGUAAUGUAUGAAGUUCUAGCAGAAAACGGUGUUUGGGCAGUUUGUGGCCGUACUGCAGGUGUCGUAACUUUCGGUGAUGGUGCUGAGGAAAGAGCAGGGGAAGUUACUUUAGACGUCAUGCCCUUGUGCGGGGGAUAUUUGCCAACACCAUUGGUCCGGGUGUCUAGGUAUAUCCAUGGAGAAGCAGGAACGACAGACAAAGCAAGUAAAGGAGACGUUCACCCCAGAUUAGAACCAUUCAGCCCAGGGCAAGUUUACAACAAAAGCAAAGGGAAACAACUACACGUUAUAGCUGCCUCGAACGACUGAUGUGUUUGCAAGUUCUCAAAUACCCAGAUAUAUUUUCCAGUAAUGAUAUUAUUUCAGUUCGAAGGGUUAUUCUACAUAGUGUAGAAAAAAUAAUGACUGCAACAUGGAGAAAUCCUAUGAUUGCAGUAACAUCAGAUUUUGUUCAAGAAUGAAAAAAUGAAAAAAUGCCUACAUGUAUAGUCGACCCUCAAUUUUAAACGAAUAGUAACUCACUCUUGAUUACCCUCAAGUGGAGAUUCAACAUUUGCAUUUAUUCUUACAACAGACUUUCAAAAUUUCCGGAAUAAUCAGGAUUUUCAAUAUUCUCAAUACUUACAGGAUUUUUCAAAAUUUUCGAUUUCCAGAAAAUUCUGACUUUCUAAUAUUUUCAAAUUUCCUGAAUUUACAAAAUUUUCAGUUUUCGAAUUAUUGAAGAUGUCACACAAUUUUUAAACAGUCAAAAUUUUCAGAAUUUUCAGUUUUUAAAAUUUUCAGAUCUUAAUUUUUUUUUAAAACUCACUUUAUAAGGUUUUCAGACUUUUCAAUAUUUCAAAAUUUUUCAACUAAUGAAGUUUUCAGGUUUUUUGAAAUCCUACAAAAUUUUUGAAUUCCUAAAAAUUUUUGAUUUUUUCAAAUAUAUUUUCAAUACCUGUAGGAUUUUUCAAAAUGUUAGAUACUUCAAAUUUUUUAAAACUCAAUCCCCAGAACUUUCAAAAUUUUCAAUUUUGUUUGAAAAUCUACUUUUUCCAAAUUACAGUAUUUUCAAAAUUUCUAGUUUUCGUAAUUUUUAACGCUUACGGAAAUUUUAAUAAAAAUUGGAAAUUCUAAAAAUCUAAAAAAAGCAUUUUGAAAACCCUGAAGACCCAUGACGGCAACUGUUGCAGCCUACUGUGAAAUACAAAUGUUAAAUCUCUAGUUGACGAUCACUCAAGUAUCAACUAAGAAUAAAUGUGGAAGACUUGCGCACUGUGUGCGUAGCAGUAAAUAUUUGACAUACAGUGGAAUUUUCCACACACAAGAAUAAUGUUAUGACAGACCAGUCCUCUGUGGCGAGAGAAAUGCGCUUAGAUCAACAUGAAAUUUUGAAAAUAUUCUGCUUGUUAUAGCUCUGCCUCGAUGUGUCUCAUUUCUCAAAGUAUUUGCUCUAUAAUUCUAGAGGACAGUACAAAGAUAUGAAACAAUAUCAAACACUGUAUAUCAAAACUAAUUAGUUUUCAAAAAAGAAGAGCGCAAAAUGAAACAUUUCAGGACGUUCUCAAAUACUUUUUCCAAAUCUGAUUUUGGAUGUAGGCACAUUUUUUUAAUGCGUCAAAAUUUUCAUCGAAUUCGAAGCUUAAUUUUCCGGGAUUUCUCAACUUUUUGGCGUAGUAAAAAAAUAUAGUGCCCAAAUCAGGCAUGUUCCAUAUUUCUUAGGAUAUACUGAAUCAGUUUGACUCCAUUUUUGUACUAAAACUUCUUUUUCAAGUUAUACAGUGUCUGGUGUCCAAGAAAAAGUCUAGGAAUGUGUAUGCUUUAUUUGAAACACGUGUUUAUUUUUCAUUAUAAAAUUUGUUCUUAUUUGACUGAUUCUGUGCCAAUGUUGGUUUGUUUACUUGUGUAACAUUUAUGUAUAUUAUUUAUUUACUCAAUACAUCACAUGGUGCAACGAUUUUCAAGGCUAUUAUCGGUGAUCAAAUAUAAUUUAAUGGUAAAAAUGGGUUCGUGGGACAAAUAAGACGGGAAGACAUUGUCACGUUUCGUAAACUCGCGAGCUGUAACGUCAAUUCACGAUAAGUGGAACCACUGAUUAACAUAUUUUCCAAAAAGAUACAAUUUCCAUCGCGCUGUGGUCAAUAGGAUCACAGUAAUUAUGCCUUUAGAAAUAAUAAAACCAAUAUAAUUUCCCUUUAAAGAAAAUUAUAUGCUCAAACAUUACAUAAACCUUCCAACAAAGGAUCAACCUCUCUUGUAAUCUAUAUAAGUAUGGGUCACAACUAAAAUUCCACGACCUGGCUUGACGGGUCAUAUCUCAGAUCAGGCUCAAUGUUUUUGCUGCAGAGUACCUACAAAUGACCUAGCUUUUUCCCAGCAGCUGCCGCCAUUGACGAAAAGUGUUCGAGCCAGAUCAAGUCCUCGGAGAUUCUGGACUCGGACCAGCCGAAAUUAACGGCUCUUUGGCAGAACUCGGCCAUCCAUCGAAACCAGAUGAGCGCUAGGACGCUUUUUGUUCGUCAAGCUACAGUACUGUGUUUUGGAAGCAUUAAACUAUGCAAGAUUGUUGCGUUCCCAGGCAGUGACAACCUGUAGGUCUAUUAUCAGAGAGGAAGUCGCUGCUAGUCUUUUUAGAUAGCUGUCCAGCAGAGAUCGGCUUGUCGCUCUGGAUUCCUGCUUGUAGAGUGCUGUCAUCAGCAAAGCUGUGAAUUGGAUUGAUCGUACAGGAAAGGAGCUCGUUGAUAUGUAAGAGGAACAGUUUCGAAACCAAGAUCGAUCCCUAGGGAACACCCGCAUUGACAUUGUGGGAUAAAGAGGAGAACCCGUCAAUUACGACGUUUAUCUUGCAGCCAGAGAUAAAGUCAGUCACCCAUCUGCAAAGCUUCUCAGGAAGGCCAUAUGUUGGAAGUUUGCUUAAGAGGGCAGCAUGCCACAGCUGAUCGAAUGCCUUCUUGAUAUCAAGAGCAACGACAUGGGCCUCACCAUAAGACUGUUUAACCUCAACAUUGCGAUAUGAUGAUUUAUUCAGCAGAUAUUUGAGUCGAAAGUGAUUUUUUGGAAAUUAUUCACUAGUCUAUUGUGCUGACAAUACCAAAAAUGUACAAAAUCAAUUUUUUUUCUAUGAGAGAUUCCAGGGUCCUUAUGUAAAUGUAAUUUUGCACUCCGGCUUUUAACAGGUUAACUGCCAUAGAGGUCAUAAUGACCGCUAGGUAACAUGGCCAAUUUUGCCGUGGCGGUCAUUAUGACCGCUUAGAGGAACUACGUGGUCUUGCCUAUCUACCAUGUAUGACCGCCGACUGAAUGUUAAUUGUGCCGGAAAGAUGACCGCCCGGCGUGUGUGAACACGUGUGAUAUAGAAAUUUUUCGGUUGAGUAUUUUUUACAUUAGAAAUAUGGAAAUAAAUCAAGGACAACAUUUCUAUCUUUUAUUAGUAAGUAAGUUACAAAAUAGUGGAAAUAUCUACGCAAUAAAAUAAACACUGC